This is a messenger RNA of Canis lupus familiaris (dog), 2369 nucleotides long. It is a transcript of the gene YAF2, whose product is annotated as YY1 associated factor 2. The record is from RefSeq and is a predicted model, not a curated record. Gene Ontology annotation, cellular component: nucleus. NCBI's taxonomy places the organism in Eukaryota, Metazoa, Chordata, Mammalia, Carnivora, Canidae. Gene Ontology annotation, molecular function: transcription coregulator activity; DNA binding. Gene Ontology annotation, biological process: positive regulation of DNA-templated transcription. The transcript has 5 exons. The coding region runs from base 261 to 809 and encodes 182 amino acids.
UCCCUCCUCCUCCUCCUCCUCCUCCUCCUCCUCCUCCUCCCCCGCCCGCUUCCGCCCCGGCUUAUUAUCCUCCUUAUUGACAAACAGAGCGGCGGCGGCGGCGGCGAGCUCGGCGUGCGUCGGUAGCCAAGCCAUGGGAGACAAGAAGAGCCCCACCAGGCCGAAGCGGCAGCCGAAGCCGUCCUCGGAUGAGGGCUACUGGGACUGUAGCGUCUGCACCUUCCGGAACAGCGCCGAGGCCUUCAAGUGCAUGAUGUGCGAUGUGCGGAAGGGCACCUCCACCCGAGAAGAAAAGGCUGGAUCACUUACCAGUAACUGGAGUUCUCCUAUUGGGUAAUCUCCACAGAUCCACAUUCUUUGAAGUUAUUGUGAAUGCCUCGAGGACCAAGGAACCGUUGAAAUUUCCAAUUUCAGGAAGGAAGCCUCGACCUGUCUCCCAGUUGGUUGCCCAGCAGGUUACUCAGCAGUUUGUGCCCCCUACACAGUCAAAGAAAGAGAAAAAAGAUAAAGUAGAAAAAGAAAAAAGUGAAAAGGAAACAACUAGCAAAAAGAACAGUCAUAAGAAAACCAGGCCAAGAUUGAAAAAUGUGGAUCGGAGUAGUGCUCAGCAUUUGGAAGUUACCGUUGGAGAUCUGACAGUCAUUAUUACAGACUUUAAGGAGAAAACGAAGUCACCGCCUGCAUCUAGUGCUGCUUCUGCAGAUCAACACAGUCAGAGUGGCUCUAGCUCUGAUAAUACAGAGAGGGGAAUGUCCAGGUCAUCUUCACCCAGAGGAGAAGCCUCAUCAUUGAAUGGAGAAUCUCAUUAAAGUUUAUUUUCUCCAAUUUCUUAGUCACUUCUGUCAUAACAUGCAAAUACACAGAUUAUGCCAAGAAGUACCACAUUUUCAUGACAAACAUUCACGCACAAUCCAUAAUUUGCGUUUUACACAGAAUAGAAAUUUGUUAGAAUUUGUUAGACUUUAUUGCAAUCUAUGCUUACCAAACAUUUUCAGACUUGACAUUUUGGUCUCCACAGUUCAAGGUGCCAUGAAAAUGUGGUUGAAUUAUUCAUUAUGCAGUGUUAUUGGUAAGUCUAUUUUCACUUUUAGUUUAGUGAAUUCUAACACAUAAUUCUUGAAUUCUCUACUAUUGGCAUGUAACGAAUUUAAAUUUUUAUAACAUAGUGCAAGCUGCCUAAAUAUGUAUUAUUUGAGAAUUGUGAAACAAAUAGUUAUAUGUAUACAAGUCAAAGAUCAACUUAAUCAACUAUUGCUGCAACAGGAUUUUCUUAAUGGUUAUCCUCUUAAAUACACCUGCUGGUACUUGGUGUGGUUAAAUAGGAAAAAUUGUUAUUAAAUAAAGAAUUUGUAUGAACCGUUGCCAAUGUUUUUGACACAUUUUACUAAAUUAUUGUUCCUGAAUUAUGUUUCUGGUUUUAUCUUUGUUUUUGUUUAUCUUUUAAAACGUUCAUUAUUGUAAUGUUUACUAGCAGAGUAGUAAACAAUAAAACAUUGAUUAUUUAGCUUUAUAAUUCAGGUUUAGUGCUCUUGUCAUUGAACACUGGUAUUUUCUGUAUAAUAUAAAACAUUAAAGUUCAAAUCAGUAUAAGCAUUUGGCAAAAACAGAAAAGAAACCUGAUGUAUUUUAAAGGCUGCAAUUUUGGAAAAGCUUUAACUUUAAAUAAUAGUUUUAUCACUGUUGUCUUGCCCCAAACUUGUGCAGGGUCAUAGAAGUAUGAAUCUAAUUAAUACAGAAAUGGGAACUGUUGCACAGAACUGGGAAAUGACUAAUCUUAAAUCAGUUUAAUAAUUGGCCUCUUAUUAAACAUAAUGAUUCUUAUGAAAAUCAUACUGCCCUAUUUUGAGACACAACUGCCAGUUUAUGCAUUUAUCAAUAUCCUGAAAUAGAAAAAGUAUUUACAGCCCCACUUACUAUUAUGUAAAAUUACCAAUAAAAUAUUUUUAUGACUACAGAUUUUGCAUUUUUGUUCAAAACUAAUAAUGUGUUUCAUGUUGUAUUUAAAAAUCCAACCUAGAAACCACACAGUACUUCUUAAAUUUUUCUAGGGUCUCCUGCUUCUUUUACCAUUUGCUUAAUAUAUAUCCACCUCUAGGAGACUUCUGAAAUGUAAAUUAAAAACCUAACUUGGAAUCAGAAUAUCACUUAAAGACACUGAUCACAUUUGAAGAGCAGAAAAAAGUACCCCUAAAAAUCGUAGACCCUGACAGUUGUGAUAUUUGGUGGUUUCUCGUGGUAAUGUAAUUUUCUGUUAAAUUGCAGUACUUUUUCCAGGCACAAUGAGACUGUCUUUUUUGUAAGAUGCUAGUUGUGAAAUACAGUUAAUUGCAUACAGUAAAAGUCUGUGAUUAAAACAUUUAUAUACCUCA